Molecule: messenger RNA, 2738 nt
Organism: Carassius auratus (goldfish)
Lineage: Eukaryota; Metazoa; Chordata; Actinopteri; Cypriniformes; Cyprinidae
Product: protocadherin-like wing polarity protein stan
Exons: 11
Coding region: 1-2655 (884 amino acids)
Biological process (GO): multicellular organism development; cell migration; homophilic cell-cell adhesion
Cellular component (GO): catenin complex; plasma membrane
Molecular function (GO): beta-catenin binding; cadherin binding; calcium ion binding
Source: RefSeq, a predicted model, not a curated record
AUGGAACAAUAUGGACUCUCUCAUUUACAGAUUGACUUCCUGUCCCUUGAACCUAUAGUUCCUGUCAUCUUAAAGGUUGAGAGUGAUGCUGAAAAAUUCUCUAUAAACCAGGAUACAGGUGUUCUCUCGACCAAAGGCAAACUAGACUAUGAGGUGAAGAGCAGCUACACUGUGCAGGUGUCGAUAUCGGAUGGUACUAAUCGAGAUGAGACAUCAGUCUUGGUUGAGGUGUUGGACAUCAAUGACAACAGUCCAGUGUUUGAAAGUCACCCUGCUACUGUCCCAGUACCAGAAGAUCACAAGGUGGGAGAUGAAGUGACGUCCGUAAAUGCCACAGAUGCAGAUUCAGGGUUUAAUGGUGAAGUGCGAUACACUCUGUUAGGAGGUGGGGGGAGAUUUAGUGUUGACCAAGAAACAGGAGUGAUAACCCUAGCAGCUCCCCUUGACAGGGAGACCCAAGAUGAGUACCGCUUAGUGAUCACUGCCCAAGAUCAGGGUCGCCCGUCACGUUCAGCUACCACCACUCUGGACAUCUCCGUGACUGACAUCAAUGACAAUGCUCCCAUAUUUUCUGAACAACAGUAUAAGAUCACAGUGUCCGAGCAUAUUGAAGUAGGAACAAACAUCAUAGACCUCAUGGCGACAGACAAAGAUGACGGUGAAAAUGCUAUCGUGACUUAUCACAUUGUCAAACAGGAGCCUUCUUCAACACCACUCGUCUUCACCAUUAAUGAAGAGUCUGGCUCCAUAAGCCUAGCUGGAAAACUGGAUUAUGGCAAAGUAAAGAGUUACACUCUAGAGGUGGAGGGACGAGAUGGAGGAAACCCUGUUCUCACUGGCAGUGUUUCUGUAACAGUGUGGGUUGAGGACGUAAACGAUAAAGCUCCUGUGUUCAGUAAGGACCAAUAUGACGUGUCCAUCUAUGAAAACCUUGCAGGUGGAACUGCUCUGGUGUCUUUGGUGGUUUCAGAUGCAGAUGAGGGUGGGUUCUCUAAAGGUAUCUUUAUCAUGGACAGCGAUACCUUUGCUAUCACUGAUCAAGGAGUAAUAUCACUCAGGAGCGAUGCCACCUUGGAUAGAGAAACUAUAGACAAUUACAUCAUAGAGGUAAUAGCUGUAGACCAGCCUGAUGAUGGUUUAAGCUCCACAGCUCAGGUCAACAUCACUGUUCUGGACGUCAACGACAACAACCCACAAUUCCUUCCUCUCCCAGAGCACAUUGAGAUUCAGGAAGGUGUGUACACUCCCUCAUCACCUGGAGAGGUGUGCGUGAUAUCAGCCACAGACUCCGACAUUGGAGAAAACGGACGUGUCACCAUGACUGUUACCUCUCACAGCAAUAUCUUCAGCUUAAAAGAUGAUGGGACUCUACUAGCCAACGAGGAGCUGGAUCGAGAGACUCAAGAUGUGUAUGAUGUGGUCAUUGUUGCUGUGGAUCAUGGGCUACCACAGGGACAUAACAUCACCAGAGUGAGGGUCAGUAUCACAGACGUCAAUGACAACGCUCCAGUCUUCAGCUUGGACACCUACAGCAGAAGCAUUCUGAUUAAAGACGCCAAGGUUGGAAAGUUGCUGCUGACAGUCUCUGCCACGGAUAAAGAUGCGGGGUCCAAUGCAAAUAUUAGCUACAGUUUCUCUGAAGACUCUUCCAUGGUUGCACUGGACGCUGAAACAGGAGACAUCACUUUGACCUCUGACCUUAGCGAGGUCACAGAAGACACACUGCUAAACCUGACUGCUGUAGCCACAGAUCAUGGAACACCAGCACAAUCUGAUGAAGCUGAAGUCUUGAUUAACUUCAAAAUUACCUCUCUCACUGAUACUGUGGCUUUUGAGAGCUCCUCCUACAACUUCCUAAUCAAGGAGAAUGAACCUAAGGACACAAUAGUCGGGGAAGUCAAGGCAUUAACAGGGAGUCCACAGGUUAAAGUCAGCUAUAACAUCAAGACACACGAAGAUGUCUUCUCUGUGGAUGAGGAAGGAACCAUAAAAGCUCUCAGACAGCUGGACAAGGAGGAAGAGGAGUGGUACAUCCUCACAGUAGAGGCCAUAGACUCCAGAACUCCUCCAAACACUGCAGAGACAAUGGUCAGCAUUCAGGUUGAGAACGUGAAUGAGGCUCCUGUGUUUGAGAAUGAAAGAUAUGAGGCGGAAAUUUUCACUAUCACUCCAUACAAAUUCCCUAUAGUGAAGGUCCAGGCAUCAGACCCUGAUGUAGGCGAGAGCUCAGAAUUGCAGUAUUCCCUGGUGAAGUCCACGUCUCUGGUCGAAGUAGAGCCAAACACUGGUCAAAUCUAUGUACUGGACACAUCCAGUGUUGGGGACGGUCUGUUUCCAUUAGAUGUUAAAGCCACCGAUAAACAUGGACUGUCCACAACUGCAACAGUACAGAUCACAGUGAAAAAAAGCAAAAGUGACAACGUUGUGGUCAUCUCUCUAAACCAGGCCGUGUUCACAGUGGAGAAAAAGAUACCGGAGACUGAAGAUUCCAUGAAGAAAGCUUUAGGUUUGACUGUGAAAAUCCUCAGUGUGAGAGCUGAGGAUGGGAUUGAGAUGCGCACCAUUCUUCGAGAAUCUACAGCCAAGACUUACAUCAGCUUCAUUGCGAUGGAUACUAGUGGUGCUGUCAUUGAAGCAACGGAGGUCAAAGAGUAAGUUAGAAAUGCAAUAUAUUCCUGAAUUAUUUUUUUGCUUUUAAACCCUACUAGGUUUCCAUUGUAGCACAAGUCUAUGCACUU